AUGGAAAGUCUCUUCUUCUAUUACCUUUAAUUAUUUAUACCUAUAACCUAAACUGCCUAAGAUCGGACGUCAAAACACAUUUCUAAAUGAAUGUGGGCAUGCAACAUUGCCGAUCGGAAAGGGUUCGUUUCAUUUUUAUUGCCAACAAUAGGUAAAGAUUUCAGGUAAACGCCCAAUUCAGAUGUGUCAUUCAUUGGUCUGUGUUUUAAUGGGUAAUAUGACCUUUCGGCAAUAGAUCGAGUUGACCUCUGGCUGUAACCCCAAGGUGGCAAAUUCAUGCUUGGUACAUGAAUGCCCGGAUGUAAUUUAAUACCCGUGGCGGGCACACAAUCUGAUAUCUAUCUUAAUGUUAAAUCUUCUUAUGUAUAAAGAAUCACGGUGGACACUCCUGUAGGUAUAGCGUAUCUGUACACAGGUGUAUAGAGUGAAGUUGUACAAGUGAUUGUCGAUGUACAUGUGUUUAGACGUCGUUAAUUGGCCCAAUAGAAGUGAAAGUCAGGUAGCGCUUUGGGAGUAGCAGACAGACGUACACCACACAGAAGAUGAGUGCACUAAGAAGGCUGUUUGAUCGCGGCGGGCAACUAUUUUCGACUGCAGCUCAAAGGCAUGUUGGAUGGAGCUAUGCACACGGUUAAAACACAGGUGUAAUCAUGUGAGAACACCUGACUUCACGGCUCAAGGAAAGUCUUACCGAAACAGCAUGUAUAAAACAACAUAAGAUGUUCUUAUGAUGUAAAGUCACCAUACGCGAUUGACUGAUUCCGAUUCCAGUAAUGCGUAGCUUAACGAAGGGAAGACCAUACCACAGAAGGCUGUAGCAGAUCAGAUAUUUGUACAUCAAGAUGGUGAACCCUUUACUCACAAUAAGUAUCAUCACCAUGUACCUGGAGACGCUGCUUAUAUCCUACCUAACCACCGAGCUGCACGACCAUAUGGCCUUCUUCAUCACCUACAUCGUCAUCAUCCUGCUCUCCUUCGUCCUCACCAACACGUCUUCAGCCAUGAUGGUCAGAACGUCGAUGGACUUCUCGGACAAGUCCUUCGGGAAGCUGCUGUGCUUUGUUCUACACCUGUGUCAGUUUGGCCUCGCAUGGAGGUUUGGGAAGCUGAUCUUUCUGUAUGACAAAAGAGACUGGUUGGAAAUGACGAGUCUAAGACUGACUCACGUCGCCAUUCAAACCCUGCCUUUCCUAGCGCUUCACGGAUGCUUAACUUUUUCUACUAUGACUAUUAAAGCCGUGCCCGUCUUAACACUGUCCGUAGCUCUACUAUCGGCUUCUAUCAGCCUGACCAUGUUCUGUGUCCGCGAACAGCUCCAUUCCUGUUCCUGGAACGAUGACACUGGCGUGCCCACUGGCAACGCCAAGAGAUACUGUGGAAUAUUCCUGCUGCUAUUGGGAACGACUCUUGCUCUCACUGCCAGAUUCGCGUGUAUUGUCCUAAUGAAUCUCGCAGCGCCAUACUUUGUGUUGAUACUCCUUGCCCUCCACAUGGUGUUCUUGAUAUUUGGGUAUAUGAGCUGCAAGGCUGUGAAAAGCGAGUCCUUGGUCCUCAAAGAUGUUCUCAUGAGGAUUGGAUUAUCCUUCCUGAAUAUUUUUGACCUCGUAGAGAAGGAUAUAUAUAAAGUGCAAUGUAAGUAUGUGUCUUUUUAUACUGUCAUCCUGGUUGAAAACAUUACCAUGGUGGCAGUGUGGCUCUUGAAAGCAGAAGCGGAUUAUGAUUAUAUCACCAAACUUAUAGUCAUUGUCACGGUUCUAGCACUCUACAUCUGUGCGCUGAUUUUGAAAUUCAUGAGCUGUGGGUUCAUCAUUCCGCCGUCAAAUGUACAGCUGAUCCAAUCGGAAACGCCAGACCAGGCCACCAUCCUAGAAAGCAACAAUAUCAUCAAAGGCAUACCUGCAAUACCAUCCAUCAGUUCCAAUAUUGAUAACCAUCACGACACCUCUGAUGGGAAAACUCAAACGACGCAACAUGGCCUCCCUGCAAGGGGAAAGGACCAGUCAAGUCGAUCGUCUCCAAGGUUGCCGUUUCCAGGUGAAGGUGUAGCAGAAAGGAUACCAUUUCGUGAAGGCGAAACUCGAAGUGGUGAAGCAUCCAUGUGUUGUGGACGUGUUUCUGGGCGGACAGUAUCCGUGGAUCCCAGGCCUAGUGACACUCCUACUGAUUAUGGAACGUACAGAACGGGAACACAAGAGUCUUGUUCUAUCGAUGACCCAACUCGUGUGUCUAAAUAUGCGUCGCAAGCGCCUGCUGCUCUUAAUGUGGAGAGUCAGCCAAGAUUACCAAGGAAAGGACAUAAAUUCAUUUUGGGGAAGUCUGGAACGAAUGGAAGGGCCAGAAAUAGAAGUGAAGUCAGUCUGGAUAUCUGUUCCUCUAAUAGUCGGAACACGAACACAGUCGGAACUAGUUUAGUUGGAACUAGUGAGACAUCAGGAGUUAUUGCUUCUCGUGGUGAUAUUUCAAAUGAUAAUAGAUGUGUAGUGCAGCGUAGAACUAACAAAAGCUCAAUGUGGCAGAAGUUACAACUACGUUUACCUUCCAUGUCACAUUUUCUAGUCACGUCCGGGAAGCAGUCUGGUGUUAAAGAACCCGAGGCAUCUCGGGAGAUUAAGGUGAUCAGUCCCGAGGAAUUCAAAUGGAAUGACAACGAUACUAUGACAGCAAGUACGAAUACGUUCAGACACGCUCAUCAAAAGCUUUCCGGUAGGACAUCAUCGCAGUCGCUGACUGGGGGAACGAACUUCACAGCCGUGUGUGUAGGCUCGUCUCGAACCAAGGUCAAGGACACAAAGCAAGUUCGACAACUCACGAAAGAAGACUGUGUUAAAAUGUGGUUAGCAAACGUUGAGUAUACCCAGCCGAUGCCGAGCUGUCAGUGUAGCAGCGAAUCUCACUCCUCUGACUGCACUUAUGUACUGCCACCAGACACCCGAUCAAAAGACGUACCAAAUUUUGAAGACUUCUUAGCUGAGGUUCCGCCUCAUCCGGAAAUGACGUCAUGUCGACCUUCUAGAAACAGACACAAGUCUGAAUCCUGUGUCCGUGAGAACUCAGAGUUACAGCUCAACUGCCAAACAAGAUUUAAGCCAAUCAAACAUAAACGAUCCUUCUCAGAAACGUGCUCAGAUUCAUCUGCCAUGUUUGAACUGCAGCCAAUAUGGCUGACAUCUCACCAGAGUGGAACUCAGUUGCAGUCGGACAAUGAACCUGUCGUCCCUUUCAUUGUGAAACUUGGUGCUAUGGAAUCGUUAGUGUGAACAUCGUCGUACUUGACAUCUGGUCAAAUUCAUUAUAAAUGAACUGUCGUUUGACCGGCUUAUAAUUGGUCUUCAGCAACCGUUGCUUGUCGUAAAAGGCGACUAACUUGAUGCAUGCUACCGUAUCAAAAUCGAUGCUCAUGCUGUCAAUCACUGGAUCGUCAGGUCCAGAUUACUUCAGACAACAAAAAACAAAAACGUUUGUUGAUGACGUCGUUAUUAUACAAGGGAUAUACAAACAAAUACGAGGACAAAUCGUCACCAGAUAAACUUAAACACACUCCACAGUUUCUUCAGGUCAUCAUUUAUAUAAAACCCAGCACAACUAAUCAUUCUGUGUUAGGUCAUAUAGAUUUGUUGGUUGGUUGGUUAACGCCACAUGUACACUCAGUAAUAUUCCAGCUGUAUCACAGCGGUCUGUAAAUAAUCGAGUCCGGACAGGACAAUCCAAUGAUUGACAUCAUGAGCAUCGGUCUA
Molecule: messenger RNA, 3734 nt
Organism: Haliotis rufescens (red abalone)
Lineage: Eukaryota; Metazoa; Mollusca; Gastropoda; Lepetellida; Haliotidae
Exons: 2
Coding region: 843-3257 (804 amino acids)
Biological process (GO): phosphatidylserine exposure on apoptotic cell surface; engulfment of apoptotic cell; apoptotic process involved in development
Cellular component (GO): plasma membrane
Source: RefSeq, a predicted model, not a curated record